Messenger RNA from Exophiala oligosperma, 1262 nucleotides. RefSeq lists its product as uncharacterized. Lineage: Eukaryota; Fungi; Ascomycota; Eurotiomycetes; Chaetothyriales; Herpotrichiellaceae. Gene Ontology annotation, cellular component: precatalytic spliceosome. The record is from RefSeq and is a predicted model, not a curated record. The transcript has 2 exons. Gene Ontology annotation, biological process: RNA splicing. Bases 69 to 854 code for a protein of 261 amino acids.
AUUUCUUCGGCUGGUCAACAAAACCCCGAUAAAAUAAAUUUGGAGUGUUCGAUACAAAGGGUGUGAAUAUGGAAGAGCCUCCUUUGAAACGCGCAAAGCGAGCGACGGACGACGAUCUUUCACGAAACAGCUCCAAAAAUGGAAGAGAUCACGCAAAAUCAAAAUCACGACUUGAUGACGGAGGAGAUAGGGAUGAAGGAGGAGGACGACAACGUCCGAAAAUACAACAGAAAGAUGGUCGCAGGAACGACAGGUCGAGAUCGCGAGAUGAUACAUACAACGACAACAAGCGACAUCGAGAACGAAGUCGAUCUAGAGAGCGAUCACAUCGAGACCGGGUAGAGAGAGGUGGCGGUGCUGCUGCAAGAGAGCGCCAUGUCAAUGGAGGAGACAGUCUAGAGAGGCAUAAUAAGUCGUCACAAGAUUCAAAAAGUUAUCAACGUCCGCGAAAACAUUCCAGGUCUAGAUCGAGGUCACCGGUCAGAGACGGUGGUGCUGCAAACGGUUCGACUAUACGUACGCGAUCACCCCCUCCUCCUCGGCGAAGCGAGAAUGAUCAUCGGGUAAGGAAUCGAGAGGCAACAACCAAGACAGGAGGAGAUACGAGAUCUACACACGGCGCUGCUCGUUCAGGUCAACCGGCUGUCGUCAACGGCGACAGGAUGGCGGUGGAUGAGGCCGACGAAGAUGCACUUUUGAGAAACAUGAUGGGAUUCACGACGUUCAAAUCGACUCAAAACACAAAAGUGCCUGGGAACCAGAUCUACGGCGUGAGAAAGGAAAAGAAGACCGAAUACCGACAGUAUAUGAACCGUGUCGGAGGGUUCAAUAGACCUUUGAGUCCGUCAAGAUGAUUGUAAUAAAAAAAUUGGAUUGGGUUUAGCAAGAACGCAUGAACUCACUGAGAGCUCGCCACGAAGCGUCAUAUUGAUGUCGAUGCGUUGACAGUUGCACCCUCGACGUCGAUCCACCUGCUCCAUGGGAAAUGAGACAACCCCCAAAGAAGCUUACAUACCAACAACUUGUCAGUCUCCUUGGACUUAUGUGUGUGAUAUUCCACAACACAGGCCGUGGUUUGUUAUGAUGAUAUCUCUUGAGGGAGACAAGAGAGGAUUCUACGGAUCUUGUUCGAGAGUCGUGGGAUCGAUAUGACUAUUGAUUGCAUCUCAAUCUACGGAGUAAUGAUAUCAAGUUUGCAGAACGGUGACCAGGUACAUUUCAGUUGACUUUAGUCAUGGAAACCUGUUCUCUGUCCAUCUCAA